CCACCAGCUGCUCUGUCGCUUCCUACAGCACAGUGGUCCCCCUCCUAUGGCCAGGGUACCAUGGGCAGUCUCCAUGCUCUUCCUGGUUGUGCUCCAUUCUUCGGGGGCCUCCUUGGGCCCGACCCAGCACCUGUGUGGCUCACACCUGGUGGACACCCUCUACUUCCUUUGCGGGGAGCGGGGAUUUUACUACAGGCCGAACCGAGCCCACAAGCGGGAUCUGGAAAAUCUGCUUGGGUUCCUGUCGAAAAGGGCCAGCGAGGAGGAGCGGCUGUGGAGGGUUCUGUCUGGCCGUAACCAGCCCAAGGUGAAGAGAGGCAUCGUGGAGCAGUGCUGCCACAAGCCGUGCAGCAUCCACCACCUGGAGGACUACUGCAACUGACCACUCCGCGGCCAGCACUACUCAUAGCUUGUAAAGAGGUCCAGAAGUCAAUUUCUGGGCCCCGACACUCGCUGGCUAUGUCUUAUCAACUGAAGGAAAUAAAGCUUCAUGACCCAUAACCCGAGGCUCCUCUCCUGCAAUGAUGAGAAUUUGUGUUCUUUGUAGCUGGUGGAUGGUGUCAGUGCAACUGUGGGCUGCCGGGCUCAGAGCUUCGGCUACGGUCCUGGAGUGUCCUCUACUGGCUGAGGGGGGAGAUGGCAGAGAUGAUGCAAACACAAGUCACUCAACUGAAUGAAUCU
Fundulus heteroclitus (mummichog) is the source of this 681-nucleotide messenger RNA. RefSeq names its product insulin-like. Bases 47 to 382 code for a protein of 111 amino acids. The record is from RefSeq and is a predicted model, not a curated record. Lineage: Eukaryota; Metazoa; Chordata; Actinopteri; Cyprinodontiformes; Fundulidae. Gene Ontology annotation, molecular function: hormone activity. Gene Ontology annotation, cellular component: extracellular region. The transcript has 3 exons.